CGGAGCUCGACUGCUUCGCGGCGCUGUGGCCACGCACGCCCAGGCCGUCGCCCGGGCGAGCGGUUCCCCCGGCAACGCACGGCCGGCCGCCGCAGCCGCCAUGGACGUGCCGAGCGGCGCCGAGCCUCUGCGGGCCCGCAGCCGUGCCGGCACGGCCUCCUCGGGGGCACCGGACCCGGCGGCGCCCUGGGCGCGCUUCUCGGCCUGGCUGGAGUGCGUGUGCGUGGUCACCUUCGACCUGGAGCUGGGCCAGGCGCUGGAGCUCGUGUACCCCAGCGACUGCCGCCUCACCGACAAGGAGAAAAGCAGCAUCUGCUACCUGUCCUUCCCGGACUCCCACUCAGGCUGCCUUGGGGACACCCAGUUCAGCUUCCGCAUUCGCCAGUGUGGAGGGCCCAGGACCCCAUGGCACUCUGAGGACAGAGGCUAUGACAGCGGGGUCCCCACGUGGCUGCAGCGGGAGCCUGCGCACUACUUCGGCUACGUGUACUCCCGGCAGGUGCGGGACAGCUCCGUGCAGAGGGGCUACUUCCAGAAGUCUCUGGUUCUGCUCUCCCGCCUGCCCCUGGUCCGGCUGUUCCAGACGCUUCUGGGCCUCAUGGCCCCCGAGUACUUCGACAAGCUGGCGCCCUGCCUGGAAGCAGUGUGCAACGAGAUUGACCAGUGGCCAGCCCCGAUUCCGGGGCAGACCCUGAACCUGCCGGUGCUGGGAGUGGUGCUGCAGGUGCGCAUCCCGUCCAGGGCGGACAAGCCCGAAUGCAGCCCUCUGGAGCAGCAGUGCCACGAGGACCUGCUGCCUGCGCCUGUGGUCCUCAGCAGCGCCCAUGAGCUAGACCUGUUUCGGUGUUUCCAGUCCGUGCUGACCCAUGUGCAGACCCUGUGGGAGCUGCUGCUCCUGGGGGAGCCCCUGCUGGUACUGGCGCCCUCGCCAGCUGCGUCCUCCGAGAUGGUGCUGGCCCUGAGCAGCUGCCUGCAGCCGCUCAAGUUCUGCUGUGACUUCCGGCCCUACUUCACCAUCCAUGACAGCGAGUUCAAGGAGUUCACCACGCGCACCCAGGCCCCACCAAACGUGGUCCUGGGAGUCACAAACCCUUUCUUUAUCAAAACACUCCAGCACUGGCCCCACAUCCUCCGCAUUGGGGAGCCCAAGAUGUCAGGGGACCUGCCUAAGCAGGUCAAGCUGAAAAAGCGCUCGAGGCUGAAGACCCUGGACACUAAGCCAGGCCUGUACACUGCGUACACCGCACACCUGCACCGCGACAAGGCGCUGCUGCGACGGCUGCUCAAGGGCCUGCAGAAGAAGCGGUCAUCGGACGUGCUGUCGGCGCUGCUGAGGCGCCACCUGCUGGAGCUCACGCAGAGUUUCAUCUUCCCCUUGGAGCACUAUAUGGCCAGCCUCAUGCCCCUGCAGAAGAGCGUCGUGCCCUGGAAGACUCCCCCGCAGAUCGGGCCCUUCCUCCAGGACGACUUUCUGCGCAGCCUGGAGCAGGCGGGGCCCCAGCUCACCUGCGUCCUCAAGGGCGACUGGAGGGGCCUCUACAGGCGCUUCUUCAAGUCUCCCCACUUCGAUGGCUGGUUCCGGCAGCGGCACCGGGAAAUGACCCAGAAACUGGAGGCCUUGCACCUCGAGGCCAUUUGCGAGGCGAACCUUGAGAACUGGAUGAAGGACAAGUCUGAGGUGGAGAUCGUUGACCUGGUUCUGAAGCUGCGAGAGAAGCUGGUGCGGGCACAGGGCCACCAGCUGCCCGUGACGGUGGCCACACUGCAGCGGGCAAAACUGUACAUCGACACGGUCGUGGGCUCCCUGCCCAAGGACCUGCAGGCCGUCCUCUGCCCGGCCUAGGGGCUCCUGGUGUGCUCGGCUUCCCUCAGCGCGUGAGCCCUUUCACUGGCUCUCCCCUGCCAU
Messenger RNA from Sorex fumeus (smoky shrew), 1906 nucleotides. It is a transcript of the gene DENND6B, whose product is annotated as DENN domain containing 6B. The transcript has 20 exons. The record is from RefSeq and is a predicted model, not a curated record. Bases 101 to 1843 code for a protein of 580 amino acids. Gene Ontology annotation, molecular function: guanyl-nucleotide exchange factor activity. Gene Ontology annotation, cellular component: recycling endosome. NCBI's taxonomy places the organism in Eukaryota, Metazoa, Chordata, Mammalia, Eulipotyphla, Soricidae.